GGUGCAUCUCAGGCGAGGAAAGGCAAAAAAGGGCUAGUUGACCGACCGGUGAAGGAAGUGUCUUCCACAAAGGGGACGGCGAAGGGGGAGAGAAUAAAAAAUAUAACAACAAACUAGACCGCUGCCCUCCUCCUUGUCCACACGACGGAUGCAACGCAACUAGAAAAAUACAAAAUUGCAGUAAGUUGACUAAGGUAGCUCACGGUUAGCAGCCUGUCAGGACAAUCAACGAAAGAGAGACGCACGCAGAGAGCGUGACACCCACGGAGCGACGUCCUUUGAAGCAGCGGGUCGCUUUCUCACUGCGCAUCGUUCUCGUUAAUUGCAGCCUGACGGCACCCUUUCUUUUUUUCUUUCCUUUUUAGCUCUGUGGCGAAGCGUAAUAGUUUAUUUCCUGAACACGUUCGUCCUUUUUGUUUGUUUUUCUAACGUUGCUGAACCGUGUUCCCCGAUUUCAUCUUUCUUCUCUCUUCACACUGAACCACACAAGCACACGUGUGGAGAGAAGAAAGGUGCAAACGUGCGCUACACCGCAGCACAUUUUGUUUUGUUGUUUUACCUCUUUCUUUUUGCGUCUUUUAUUCUCCCCGAUAACUUGACGUACUACUGUUUUCGUCGUUUUAUAAUAACAGCUCCAUCUGUAUUUCUCUAUCUACCUAUAUACGACUAAUUGCUUUUGUUUUUCCUGCCUUUGCUUUCCUCUGUUCUUCUUGCGGAUUUUCUCGAUCAUCUCACACACGCAAAUACAAGCGCGCAUAAACACACGCACACACACACACAAAACGCGCAGCGCUUGACACAAAGCAGGUCGUCUGGGAGGAACAAAAACGGCAAGGAACAGCUCUUGUGAAAUUCUGGUGUACGUCUGCGUCUGCGUAUUCGAGUGCGUGCGUGCAACCCUAAAAGUGUACGUGGAGAGACACGGUUUUAUCUAGCAAACAUCCAUAUAUAAGAUCUGCUUUUUCUUUUUUCAGCAUCCGUCUGCUGCCAGCUUCGACUGCAUUUAGCCGUCGUUUCAGCAGUUCCCGCUACAAAAAGGAAAAGGAAAAGAGAAGACCGUGCCGCGCAAUAUGUUCUAUACGCAAAUUGUUGAUUGCCAACUCUUCUAGUUCUUUCUGUUUUCCUCCUUCUUCCCGCUACUGUUGUUUGUUUAGCGUACGGCGCAUUUUUUCCCCCUCAUCUUGUUGGAUUCCUGUGCAGGGCUCCUUCACUUCCCUGUGCGCUUUCAUCCAUAAUAUAUAUAUAUAUAUUUCUUUCUGACACCAAAAGCGGUUUCCUUCCCAUUCGCCUCCCUUUUCUGUGACGGAGGGUGAAGUCGGGCGUGAGAAAGGGAAAAAAGGAAUUGUAACGAAAUAGACUGAUUUCUCUCGUUGUUGUUUUCUUCUAAAAGCGAGUAACUUCUGUGUACUCCGGCUGUUUGAUUUGUUUUCUUUCUCUGUUUUUUUUUCUAACUUCUCGCUUUCCCUCGUUUUGUGAAAUUGACGUUUUCUUUUUAUCUUUUCCAUUGCGUCUCACCUUGCUGUUCUCCCAACCGCUUUAUACCCCCCGUUGGCUCCUUUUAUAUGCGUAGCUCGUGUGCACGUUGCUGACCGUUAACACCAGACACGGAAAGAACAACAAGAAGCACAUCAAGGCGGCUCUUUAAACCUUAUCAUCUUCUUCUUUUUUUGUAUUUGCUAAAUCAAAGAUUUUUUCUUUUGAGUGUUGAAAAGGAAAAGUAGUAGACUGUCUUAGUAACACACAUCUGUCGGAGAGGAGUAGGAAGUAAGCAACACCAAACGAGUCAAAAGUGGUGUGUAUGGGCGUGCUGACGACUCCGCGGAAAUAUCCUUUUGCUUUCGAUUAAAAAAAAUUAUUUUUCUCCUUUCGUUGUUCUUUGUACUUCCUUGCACGUUCUUUCGGCCAACUCCUUUGGAAGGAGUACAUCUACACAUAGUUAAAUACAACGGCUGCGCGCACGCUGCCUCACAGCGACGAUUUCAUUUUUUAAUCCACAGGAGAACUAGUGAGUUUUCUUGGAUUUCUCAACUGUGCUCUUGUUUUUUCGUUCUGUGUGAUUCCCGUGUUAUGAAAGCGGCGAAGAAACGACUUUCGAUCUUUCGGAAAGCACAAUGAGCAACAGAAUCGUCAGCAGGGAGGAUCAGCAUCAACGGCGCUCCUCGCUAGAGAGGACAUCAGCUCAAAUGAAGAGCGACGUGCGCCGUCACGAGGCGGAUACGCAUGCGCACGCAGCACCUGCUGUCAGCGCAGACUCCAAAUGCGCUACCGAAGCAACGACGAGCAUCGAACCCCCUGGCUCGUCUCCUCACCAGCACCUCGACGUCGCUCUAAACUCAAAGGAAAUUGCCAGCAAGGCGGCCCCAGCGUCAGUAGUGACGACGAACCUUCCGAGCUCAAAAUACGCGAAGGCGGCGGCCGCCGCCGACGACCGUGAUGACUGCUGCGACGAUGACAACGAUACGGAUGGCUUUACUACGAUAGGCAACGGGUGUGGGGAGGCCGUGUCGCCGCCUUCGAGCUGCGCUGACGCGUUUGCGCUGGACUCAUCGCUGGCAGCCACGACACGGCCAACGGAGUGGAGUCUGCGGUCCUUUCCUGUUGCCCCUGCUGCUUCUGCCCCUGCUGCUGCUGCUGCUGGGACGGGUGUGGAAGUGCUCCUUAGCGAAAGCAAAAGGGUUGCUGCCGCGAACGUGAACACAAAAGGCGAAGCUCCUUCUCUUUGCAAGGCGGCAGCAGCAGUAGCUGCUGGAACAAAACCGGCUUCCUUCACUGCACAGGCGAUGCAGGCCAUUGCCGACACCGCCACCUCGCGUGCGACCGCUCCUCCGCCUGCCGCGUAUACCCCCGCUGCUCGAAAAGUGUUGAGCGGGGUCGUGGAUCACAACGCUGCAGGUGUCGCCUCCCGCGUCGUUGCCGGUGAGGACCCGAUGGGUGUGCGGCAGCUCUACAGUCGGCCUCACUCCCUCGUUGGCAGCUGCUUGUCGACGUCCUCACUCUCUCGGCGCACCGCCGGCACCGCGACGGCCGACUCUGCCAGUGCUGCUGCCUCCCCUACGAAGACGUGCACCGAUGCGUUCUCCAUGGAGCGCUUUGCCGUCUUUUACGAGGUGGCGCUGGAAGAAUUGAUGGGCGAGUGCGCGCAACGGGUGGCCAACGCGCCGGCCGCGUGGCGUGACAGCCAACGCGAGUUUAUUCGCGGUGACAGCAACCACGACCUUGCCACCAGCACUCUGUCCUUUGACUCCCCACGCAGCAGCGGAGUGUCCCCCGUUGCGGGGCACGCGUCGCUGUUCAGCACGACGGCUGCCGGCUCCAAUGCGCCGGCCUACCCGCCGUGCUUUCCGAACGCGGCCCAAAACACGCACGGACUGCACACGCGGGAGCUCAGCGGGGGCCUCUGCCCUCCCACCCGCGCCUUCCCACCGCCGCCGUCGGCCCCUGCGCCGCCGUCCCGCAGCUUCUUCUUCAGUGCCGCUGGUCAGGCGCGUCACGCAGAGCUCGAAAAGGAGAACGCGACAGACGAAACGGUGCCGGCGCUGCUCGCCGCACUGGGCCGGCACCACGGAAAGAUGGCGCCGAUGGUCUUCAUCGCAGCCCUCGCCUACCUGGCACGUGUCACGGUGCAGUGCGCCUCAGAGCUGUUGAGCAUUACACACGCCAACUGGUACCGCCUGACGACAACAGCGAUUCUUGUGGCGGCCAAGGUGUACGAUGAGCACAGCUCGGCUCGCCUCAACGCGCACUUCGCCACCUCCUCUGGCAUUCCGCGAAGUGAGAUGACGAAGUUGGAGUUGGACUUUCUGUACCUGAUCGACUUUGACCUGCUGCUGAAGGAGGCAGAGGUGGAGCAGUGGCUCAGCUGGAUGGAGACCCUCGCCACGCGCCGUGACUUGAUGACGCCGCUGCAGUCGUACUUUGUGCGUGGAGUAGAGAGCCACAGCACAGCUCUUGCCUCGGCAAGCUCGGGCACGUUUUCCCCAGCCUCGUCGUCUCAGUUCAGUGGGGCACCCGCGGAGUCGGUGGAAAAGAGGGACUCCUCCGCCGACGACACGGCCGCCGGUGUCGCCGCUAUCACCUCUCCUCUUUCCAUUCCGGCGUCGAGGGCCUUCCCACCCAUGCGCCUCGAAAGCAGCACGGCGCUCAGCUCGAAGGACGCGUCCGCCGAUGUCGCGCCGUUGUGUCACUCGACCGGAGUCGCGGAAGCCCCUUCAGCCGUUUUUCCGCUGUGCGAGUUUGGCAGUCCGAGCGUCUGCAGCCCUGGCAGUUUUGUUGCGAUGCCACCGAGUUUGUUGGAGGCCGCGCGCAGCACCCUGAGCGGUGUCAGCGUUGCUGGCAGCGUCAGCACCUCCGUGUCGUGCCUCCGUGCAACGGGGGUGCCGCCGUCGCCCGUGCACGGCAUGCUGCCGGCGUGUCCGCCACCGCUGCGGGCGCGGCUCUUCAGCGUCGUGCACGGCAAGCGGGAGCCGCCCAGCCCGCGCUCCGUUCGUCAGCUGAGUUGCCUCGGCGCCAGCCCAACGAAUCCGCCGCGCCCGCCUCCGAUGGAGCCCAACUCCCCGGUCGGGUUCUUCAAGCAAUCGCAGGGAGGCGGUCAGGGGUACGCCAGCCACUACGCGCAGCGGCAGAACCCAAAUUCUGCAACCGCCGCCGCCGCCGCCGGCCACGGCCUCUUCGGCGCAGAUGCGUCGAAUUCGCAGCUGGCGACGGCACCGUUCCUGACGAACGCCUUUGCUGGCACAGCUGCUGGCAGCAGCCGGUCCAACGGGUUUUCUCGCUCUGCGCAGACGACACACGCGUCGGCCACUGCCUAUGCCAAGCGGCAGCCCUCCACGGCGGAGCAGCACGGUGCGUCGCGUUGCACAGGCGGCACCACUGCCUCGGAAGGGACGAUGUCGGCGAUGGGUGCUGUUGCUGCUGGUCACAGCCUGACUUCCACCACCGCGCCCAACACGACAGCUAUCAGCACUACAACGAAUGCCAGCGGCAGCACUCGCUGGGGUCCGUUUGGAAUGGUCCAGCAGGUCCGCGAUGUUCUCGGCGUCACCGCAUCGCUCGUGCGAGGUCAGCUGAACGUCUUGGCACCUGCAAAGGCGCCAGAAGAACUCAAGAGACCGCAGUCGCGUACCGUGGUCAACGAAGGCGCGCUGCACAACACAGCCGGUCGUGGAGGUCAGGCCGGCAUGCGAGCAGCUACUGGCCUACAUGACUGCAGCAGCAACGCCCCGUAUCGGGCGUCGCACACGUACGGCGUGGACAAGGUCAGUGGCAACCACAACAGCAGGAGCAGCACCCGCCGCAAGCCGGCGCCGGCAGAGCUCACCGCCGUUGCGCCGUCAUCGCAGCCUCUUAGCAGCCCUGUCCAUCACGGCCGGUGGCACCGCGCUGCGUCGUCUGGACAGAGCAGCAGCCACGACGAGACGCGCAGCCCGGGGGCGCGUCACCCAGCUGUGAAGCACGCCGAUCCGCAUGAUUCCACAAACACGUACGCGCAGGCAGGGUCAGACGGUGGUGCAGAGGAAGCGUACGGCUACUACUACGAGGAAAGGGAGUACGACGAGGAGGACGAGUACGGUUACUACGGUGAGGACGGCUACUACUACGCCUACGACGAUGAGGAGGGCUACGAGGACGAGGAAGGCGAGUACUACUAUGCGGACGGUGAAGCUGAGGAGGGCUGGUACGAGGCGGAGGCGGAGGACGAGUACUUUCAGCGCUGUCGCCCACCUCUUACCCACUCCCCACCGUCUCUGUGA
Leptomonas pyrrhocoris is the source of this 5750-nucleotide messenger RNA. Its product is annotated as putative CYC2-like cyclin putativeG1 cyclin CycE4. The record is from RefSeq and is a predicted model, not a curated record. Gene Ontology annotation, molecular function: protein kinase binding. Gene Ontology annotation, biological process: regulation of cyclin-dependent protein serine/threonine kinase activity. The coding region runs from base 2112 to 5750 and encodes 1212 amino acids. NCBI's taxonomy places the organism in Eukaryota, Euglenozoa, Kinetoplastea, Trypanosomatida, Trypanosomatidae. The transcript has a single exon.